This is a messenger RNA of Dioscorea cayenensis subsp. rotundata (Guinea yam), 1105 nucleotides long. RefSeq lists its product as uncharacterized. The record is from RefSeq and is a predicted model, not a curated record. The transcript is spliced from 2 exons. Bases 25 to 1032 code for a protein of 335 amino acids. NCBI's taxonomy places the organism in Eukaryota, Viridiplantae, Streptophyta, Magnoliopsida, Dioscoreales, Dioscoreaceae.
CUAGAACCCUCUCCUUCUUCUCCGAUGAGCACCACCGCCUCAAUGCUCCCACUCCUCCUCCAUCUCCUCCUCCUCCUCCGCCUCGCCAUCGCCGCCAUCCCCAACCCCGAUCCGGCACUCAUCCAUCCCUCCCUCCUCUUCCCCUCCGCAUCUGCCCCUCCUUCCACCAUCCCCGCAUUCCCGGAGCAAUCCGACGCCGCCGCUUCCACCACCACCACCUGCCCUCUCGAUCUCUCUCCGUCCCUUCUCCACGCCAUCUCUCACUCCUGUUCCUCCUCUUCAUCCUCUCUCCCCUCCCGCUCUCGCUGCUGCCCUACUCUCGCCGCUUGGCUUCUCUCCGCCUACGCCUCCACCGCUCUCCGCGCCCCUCCUCCCCAACCCCUCUCCGACCUCCCCGUCCUUCCCGAUGAUUCCGAGUCCUGCGCUGAUGGCGCCGAGGCGGCCAUUCGCUCUAGAGGCGUUUCCUUACCUCGCGUCAACGGCACCUGCGGCAUUGCCUACUGCUACUGCGGCGUUCGUCUUCGCCGCCUCACCUGCCCUUCCGCCUUCUCCGCCUCCGGCGAUCAAUCGCGCUGGUCUCCAAAGCCCGCCGUCAAGAAGAAGCUCGAGAAGGACUGCAAUCGCGCCGGCAUCGCCGGCUGCUCCCGCUGCCUCUCCACUCUCAACCAGCUAAGUAGCAUGGCCGGCGGUGGAAACGCCACCAAGUCCGGCAAGAAGCCGGCGAGCCAUGAAGCCAAGCCGGACGACGGAGAGUGCCAGAUGAUGGGACUGACAUGGCUUCUCUCAAGAAACAGAACACUCUACCUCCCAACUGCCACGGCCGUGCUCCGCUCCUUCCUAGCCACCGCUCCCGGCACCGGCGCGCCGACAUCAUGCUCACUCCCACAUGAUGACAUGCCACUCGCCGUGGACUCUUCCCAGCUUGACGGCUCGAGCUCGUCGGCGCCGUCCCUACCACUAUCUCAUCACUCACCAUUGUUUUCUCCACUAAUCAAUCUCUUAGUGCUGUUUGGUGUGUUUGUCUUUGCUUGAGCUUUAAGUUCUUCUCACUUCCAGUGCUUAGUUUGUUGUAGAGUAGGAGUGUUUGUUAUUAGAGUAGCAUUAA